This is a messenger RNA of Hyposmocoma kahamanoa, 1282 nucleotides long. Its product is annotated as protein PRRC1-like. Gene Ontology annotation, molecular function: protein kinase A regulatory subunit binding. The coding region runs from base 24 to 1124 and encodes 366 amino acids. Gene Ontology annotation, biological process: activation of protein kinase A activity. The record is from RefSeq and is a predicted model, not a curated record. Gene Ontology annotation, cellular component: cytoplasm. Lineage: Eukaryota; Metazoa; Arthropoda; Insecta; Lepidoptera; Cosmopterigidae. The transcript is spliced from 9 exons.
ACGGUUGCAGUUUUGGUGUUAGAAUGAACAACAAAGGCAAAUUUCCCGAUGCACCGGUUCCAGCAGGGAUCUCCGGCAACCUUCUGUCAAGUGUGGGGCCGCCUUUAGAGCUUCCAAACUUUAUAACUGCGACUACUGCUGUGCCUCAAGUGACUUCGUCAAUUCCUAGUGAUUCGGCACCAGCUGUAGAUUCAGAUUCAUUGCCUAUUCAGCCAGUCCUAGUGCAACCCACAGUGGAACAACAGUCACAAGAUAUGGAGACAUUUAGUCCUGCAAUCCCUUUAAGCAAAGGGGAGCCGAUGCUUCCAAUAAGAUCCCCUGAAGAUUCUCAGAACACACAGUCGCCUGAAUCUUUCCCAGACUCGACACCAGACAUUGAUCAAUUAGGUGAUAUAAUGCCAGGCAGUGGUUUAUUCACGUGGGUGAAGGGAGCUGUCUCUACGGGUGGUAUACUACACAGGGUCGCCGAAAAGGCCAAGAAUUCUGUUGACUCUAUGAUUACUACUUUGGAUCCGCAAAUGAAGGAGUAUCUUAAGAGCGGUGGCGACAUUUACAUCGUAGUGGCUUCAGAUAAAGACGUCAAAAUCUCACCAAUCCGCGAGGCUUUUCAGCAUGUGUUCGGAAAAGCAACCAUCGUAGGUAUCCCAGCGCAAAGUGAUGUAACUGCUGACCAGCCUGUCGGCUACGCGGCGGCGUACGCGGCAGCGAAACAACGCAUCGCGCAAUUGCGAUCGCAGCACGUAGAACUUAAUAACAACGUGCCCAUUGUUGCUGUUGAAAGUUUUCUACACGAGGCUGUUAGCGACAGGUGGUACGAUGUAGCUCUCCUUGUGUUAUCGCAGCCGUCACUGGGCAUAGAACUGCAAUUGCAGUCACAGAGCACCCCUGUACCCACAGCGGCUGUUGCCGCGGCGCAAGCGGGCACCCCCUCCGACUACUCACAUUCGCAGACUGGAUAUAGCACUACUAUUGGAUCUAUUAUGGCUGCUAGCUUACAAGUGCCCCACACGCAAUGGCAAGAAGCUUUAACGGGGGUGUCACGAAAAGAAUUGCUUGUACUAGCAGCCCGCUCGCUCGCUGGAUCAUACAAAAAGCUCCUAGCUGUAUCCGCGGCAGAGACAUAGGAAACUUAAACGAACUCAUAUGGACUACAUUCUUUGCCAAGCCACCGGACGGAAUCUUGACGACACUAAGGAUCGUAUUCCAGAACUGUAUUCAAUGCUCAAGUCAUGACUUGAGUAUGGUUUAAAGCACUGGAAAUCAUAUUCAAGUCCUUGUCAUU